GAAGGAGGAGAAAUGCCGGUUCGAGGAGUCCACAAAUCAGUUGUGCCUGAGCUAGCCGCAACGGCAGAAAAUAAAGAAAACUAUUCUUCUGGGCAGCACAAUGCUUUGGAUGAAAUUAUUGCUGAAUUGGCGAAAGCUAAUGCCCCGAAUGUCCAAAAUGUACGACGUUUUGGAAAAAUCGUUCAGACGCAGAACCGAGAGGAUCUUCAGGAUCCUUGGUGUGUUAGCUCGAUGCGGAGCAGUUCUCAAACGUUACAAUAUGAUAACGAGAACUACAAGAAUGCUCUACUGUCGCAGCUCUGUGUAUUGCUCCGUGUGGAUUCGCUGAAGGGGAUUCUUGAUUACGAUUUCAGUGGCGCAGAUGUCCGUUGGAACUGUGAGCAUACGGGACCGAAAGGGAUUGUUCGGGUACCGCCAGAUCAAGAUUAUCUCACAAAUCACUUAAUCACAAUGAUGCGGUAUCUUUCGCGAUGGCCUUUCGAGGCACAGUUUUCUGAGCCAGCACGUGUGCCCUAUGAAGGUUUCGAGCUGAACGUUUUCAAAAGUGUCUGCGAGCAAUUCGACAAAGAUUGUCCGAUGAUACCCAGCUGUAUCGCAUUGUCAGUGCUUCACAUCGUACGAUUGUUUCGAAGAAGGAUUUUCUUCAGAAAGAGUCCGCCUAAGAUGCAAAAGGAGACUGUGUUUGGCACCAGCAGUUCACCGGUUACACGCUAUGUGCCGAAGCCAACUACCGCAUUACUACAGACCAGAAACAGAAAAGAUGGGCUACCUUCAUCAUCGGCAUCAGCGCAAUUCUCACGUGAAGCAGACCAUGCCACGUCACCGCACAAUGCAACCCGGUCAACGGAACCGCUGUUUUUAGCCGGAAGAAUGGCUUACGAAGCAGUCCUCUCUCGAUUACCGGGUUUGCAGCGAAGUCCUGAACUGAUGGAGCGCAUCGAAGAACUGGCGUUAGCAAACACGCUUAUGCCACGCUCGAGUACACCACGCUUGUCCGAUUCUUCUCAGCUAUUGGCAGGUCAGUGCUGUAAUGAAUGCAUCGGCAGCGACGACGAGAAGUUGCUGAAGAAGGCGAUUGCUUUAGUGAUGUUAACGCUAGAGCCGCGUGUUCGCCGUCGACUGCAUUAUUUGCUCCGUUUUAUGCUCCGUGUCAGCCGAAAUCACUGUCUGCGAAUGGAUCAACAACAGGACAAUCGUACACUUGUUCUUGGCAGCCUUGCAGAUAAGAUUGUUGGGCCUUUGGAUGGAGUAAGUGCGUCAGAUUGUCGGCAGUUAGUCAUUUUUUUGAUGGACAACGAGAGUGAUGUGUUUACUGUACCGGGCACUCUUAUCUCGGAAAUGAAGUCGUUGCAACGUGAGGUGUCAAAUUUGGUUUUCUUUCAUAUUAUUUUAAGGGCCUCGAAAAACCCACUGAUCGGGCAUCAGCCUGCCGUUGAUACACAGCCGUCCAGUACGGAGCGCAUCAAAACACACUACUGUGAACCAAUCCAGGCAGAUGAGUACGAGUCUCAGAAGAAAGACGUUGACAGCCAUCUGUUUGCUCUUCUCGAAAACAUCCUUACCAGCGAAAGCUUAUCGGCCCAGGACAAAAAAAGGCGUCUCAAACAGUUCAAGAACACGUACCCGGAGAUUUAUGCACGAAAAUUUCCGGCUUCUGAGCAGUCAAAACCUGGACUACUCGAACGAUUAAGAAGUUUUCGAUUGUAG
This is a messenger RNA of Gongylonema pulchrum, 1707 nucleotides long. Lineage: Eukaryota; Metazoa; Nematoda; Chromadorea; Rhabditida; Gongylonematidae. The record is from the annotation of a GenBank genome assembly.